Sitophilus oryzae (rice weevil) is the source of this 2527-nucleotide messenger RNA. It is a transcript of the gene Elp2, whose product is annotated as probable elongator complex protein 2. The record is from RefSeq and is a predicted model, not a curated record. The transcript is spliced from 11 exons. The coding region runs from base 202 to 2505 and encodes 767 amino acids. Gene Ontology annotation, cellular component: elongator holoenzyme complex. Lineage: Eukaryota; Metazoa; Arthropoda; Insecta; Coleoptera; Curculionidae. Gene Ontology annotation, molecular function: protein binding. Gene Ontology annotation, biological process: tRNA wobble uridine modification.
GAAUUGUACCAUAACCAUAUUCUUUCCAAUCCACGGAAUGUAAAAACAGUUUAUUUUUUAUUUAUUCUAUGAGUUUAUUAUUUAAUAAAAACUAUGGACAGCACGAUACUGUUGGCUAAUGAGUAAAUUGUGCAAUCUCGAUAGUGGUUAAAUUUUGUGUCUUGGCUUACAUUAAACCAUUAACUAGAUUCACAUUAAACCAUGCAUUUUAAAAACUCCUAUAUAUCUAGUAAUUGCAAUCCAGUACCAACAACAGCUCUAGAUUGCAGCUAUAAAAAUAUUAUUGCAUAUGGUUCUUGUAAUGCUGUGCUAGUAUAUGAUCCCCAGUAUGGAAGUGGAGGUAAAGUAAUUUAUACUCUAGUUGGUCAUUCGAACAGGGUUAAUUCUGUUCGAUGGAUAAGAGGUUCUAUCCCUGAUAAAUCUCAAGAGUUGAUAUCAGGUGCAAGUGAUGGUAAUAUUAUUGUAUGGACUUUUAAAAAUGACAAAUAUCAUUCCGCUUAUUUAUAUGAUAAAGAACUCCCAAAAACUCUAAGUGUAAAUAUUGUUGAUGGCUAUUAUAAGGAUCACUCUACAGUUGUUUGUAAUGCUGUUAUAGAUGAUAAUUCAAUUAGAAUAUGGCGUAGAGAGUUCAGUGAUGAUUUUCAGUUGCAACAGAGAUUUUUAUUUGGAUCAAAUAAUCCUAGAAUUUGUGUGGGUUUGAGAAUAGGAAUAUUUUCUGAUAACAAUUUAAUAAUUUCUUGUGGAUUAGAUAAUUCAAAAAUUGAAUUACUUGUCGAACAGAAUAAGACAUGGACUGUAUUAGAUAGGCUCUCCGGACACGAUGACUGGGUUAUAGGAUUGGACUUUUACACCGAAGAUAAUGGUGACUUACUCUUAGCCUCAUCUUCUCAAGAUUCUUCAAUUAGAAUUUGGCGACUUACUUUAAAAGACAAUUCACUAACAGUAUAUUUGGAAUCUGUUUUGUCUGGUCAUGAAGGUUGGGUAUAUUCAGUAAACUGGAGUCAAAAAUAUAAGCAGCUUUUGUCUGCUUCUAUAGAUAAGAGUAUGAUCAUUUGGGAAUUUGAUAGCAACUCAGGUUUAUGGAUGGAGAAAAUCCGAGUUGGUGAAGUAGGUGGUAACACUUUAGGUUUCGGUUCAGGUCUUUUUAACUCUACUAGUGAAGAAAUAAUAGCGUAUAGUUAUCAUGGUGCAUUUCAUAUUUGGACCAAAAAUGCUCAAGAUCUAUGGGAUUCUAUGGUUACUGUUGGCGGACACUUUGAUGAAGUAGUUGAUUUAUCAUGGGAUCCUAAAGGUGAUUUCUUGUAUUCUGUUAGUAGUGACCAAACUGCUAGAAUACAUGCCCCUUAUCAGAAGUUAAAAAAGGAUGUAACUUGGCAUGAAAUUGCUAGGCCUCAGGUUCAUGGCUACGACUUAAGUUCAAUAGCUGUAAUUUCAAGGUACAUGUAUGCUUCUGGGGCAGAAGAAAAGGUGAUUAGAGUAUUUGAAGCGCCAGAAACUUACAUAAAUAAUUUAAACAGAAUAUGCCAGCUAGAAGAAGAAGGCAGGGAUAUUUCAUCAGUUCCAAAAGGUGCUUCGGUUCCCUCUUUAGGGUUAUCAAAUAAAGCAGUUUAUACUGAAGACAACAUAGAUGACACUUUGCCAAUUGAUAACAAAAAUCCCUAUCCGGAAGAGUCUCAUUUUGUUGCCCAAGUAUUAUCAGAGCCCCCAACUGAAGAAGUACUUCUUCAAAAUACUCUCUGGCCUGAAAUUCAAAAACUCUAUGGACACGGUUAUGAAAUUUUUUCUUUGGCUGCAUCACCAGAUGGAAAAUAUUUAGCUUCAGCUUGUAAAUCUACCAAAUUACAGCAUGCAGCAAUUUUUAUUUGGGAUACAUCUAAUUGGGAACAAAUUCAGUCUUUACAAUCUCACAAUCUCACUGUGGUACAAAUGCAGUUUUCUCCAGACUCACAAAAUUUACUGUCGGUCUCACGAGAUAGACGUUGGUCACUAUUUUCUAAAAAUGGAACUGGUUUAUUUGAUCUAGUUAGCACAACCAAUAAGGAGACUGGUGUACAUACCAGAAUUAUUUGGACAUGCGCGUGGACACAUGAUUCUCAAUAUUUUGCCACAGGCUCUAGAGAUGGAAAAUUGGUUUUGUGGCAUAAAAAUGUUCAGUUAGAGUCUGUACCACCUCUUGGACAAGUAAGGCAAGCAACUAGUCCAUUGGAAUUCCCAAACGAAUCAGUUACUGCAGUUGCUUUUGGUCCAGGUUUUCUUGAAGAAGCUUACAUUGUGGCAGUAGGCUUUGAAAAUGGCACUAUUGAUCUAUUCAAAAUCACUAAUUUGACGUUUGACAAAAUUGGACACUUAUCAACUGAAUUUGCACAUCACUUGACUGUGAGGAAACUAGUGUUUAGACCGCAGUUUGGUGAGGCUGGUCAAAAGAAAGAUGCCAACAGCAAAAUAUUACAACUAGCAAGUUGUAGCAAUGAUCAUUCUGUUAGAAUAUAUGAUAUAACUGUAUGAAAUAACUUUAUUUUUUUGUUAA